GAGAGAAUCAUGACUGAACCUUCCCAUGCUAUUUUUUUGCUAGCUGGUGGGCUUGGAAAUUUGGAAUUUGGAAUAUCUGUCCAGCCGUCAUCUCCUCUCGGUCUCUUGCUGUUACUUACUCUCUUUGGAGUUUUCAGCCUUUUUUCUUGUUCGGAAAAUCUAACCCUUUUCAGCAGCUGUUCUACGCACUUUCACCUUAAACCUCCACGUUCAUUUAUUUUCCCUCUGCACCUCAGCUUCUCCAUAAAAAAGCUUGAUGGUUCCUUUUCUUGAACUCCAUUCUUUUAGAUUUUUGUCAUAGAUAUUCUAAUUUAAAGAAUCAUUCUUUGCUUUUACGGUUUUUCUCACCUACCUUCUUGGGGUCUUCCUGAGGAAGAAUUUACAGAAUCUCAUGGCAGUACAUGUGAUUCAUACAUACAUACAUAUAUAAUAUGUCUUCUAAAUAUAGCAGCAAUUCAAUGCCCAGCUGGGUUUGAUGAACCUUGAUCAAAUCCCUUAUUGAUAUAUCAUAUUUUAAACCGUGUUUUCUCCUAGUUGACUUUUAAAUUGCGUACAAUCCAAGUACUCUUUCAUUCUUUACACAUUUCUUCAGAUUUCCUUUUAAAAUUUUUCUCUUUGCCGUUUUCUUCCUGGAACAUCUCUUUUGUUCUGUUAGAUUCUUCUUCCGAUUGGGAGAGAUAAAAGGGUGCCUUCGUGUUUUCUUUGAUUGCUGCUUUGUUGAAUAGAUUAUGAACUUAUCAUAAAAGAGAGAACGAAAGAAAGAAGGAAAGCAGGGAAGGGUGAUCAGAACCAUUUCUACAAUCGUCAUAGCUGCUUUUGAGCGAAUUGGUGUCUAAGUUGAUUUGGGUCUCGUCUGCUUCAACCAUUUCUGCAAGUUCGGGAUUUGUUUAGGAUAAGCACUACACAUUAUGGGUUGGCUUAGCAAAAUUUUUAAAGGCUCAGGACACAAAGAUUCAGAAGAGCAUUUCCAUGCAAACUAUGGUGGAGAUUCAAAUUAUUAUGCACCUGCUAGUUCAGGGUGGGGAGAGAGCCAGAAUGAAGAUAUGGAUCGUGCUAUUGCACUUUCUCUGUCUGAAGAAAGUCAAAAGGGAAAAAAUGUGAUUGAUCGUGAUUCUCAAUUGAAGGAUGAUGAACAACUUGCUCAAGCUAUACAAGAGAGCCUAAAUGCGGAGUCUCCUCGAUACGAAUACGGAAAUGCAUAUCAACCUGCCCCUGUUUACUUCCCUCCGGGGUUAAGUAGGGUUUGUGCCGGUUGCUAUGCUGAGAUCGGUUAUGGACAAUAUCUGAAUUGCCUGAAUGCAGUUUGGCAUCCCCAAUGCUUCCGGUGCCAUGCUUGCAACCUACCGAUAUCUGAUUAUGAGUUCUCUACGUCUGGGAAUAAACCAUACCAUAAAUCUUGCCACAAGGAGAAUCACCACCCUAAAUGUGAUGUUUGCAAGAAAUUUAUUCCAACAAACCCUGCUGGUCUAAUUGAAUAUAGGGCACAUCCAUUUUGGGUCCAAAAAUACUGCCCUUAUCAUGAACAUGAUGGCACUCCUCGGUGUUGCAGCUGUGAGCGAAUGGAGCCGCGAGACACAACAUACGUUGCCCUUAACGAUGGUCGGAAGCUCUGUCUGGAGUGUCUGGACUCUGCAAUUAUGGAUUCCAAUGAAUGCCUACCCCUAUAUGCUGAUAUACAACAGUUUUAUGAAGGUUUACAUAUGAAAGUGGAGCAGCAUGUUCCAUUACUCUUGGUUGAAAGACAAGCACUAAAUGAAGCAAGAGAAGGAGAAAAGAAUGGCCAUUAUCACGUGCCUGAGACCAGAGGACUCUGCCUUUCUGAGGAGCAAACUAUCAGCACCGUUUCAAGGCGACCAAGGAUUGGGGCAGGAAAUCGAGCGAUGAAUAUGAUAACAGAGCCCUUCAAACUACGUCGUCAUUGUGAAGUCACUGCAAUUCUCAUAUUGUAUGGUCUUCCAAGGUUGCUUACUGGAUCAAUUUUGGCGCAUGAGAUGAUGCAUGCAUGGCUGCGUCUCAAAGGUUACCCGAGUCUCAGUCAAGAUGUUGAGGAAGGUAUCUGUCAGGUUCUAGCUCACAUGUGGUUGGAUUCCAAGCUCAAGUCUGGAUCAGUCUGCAAUCUUGCAUCAGCCUCAUCAUCUUCAUCUGCACCAAAAAGGGACAUGAUAUCUCAAUCUGAAAGAACGCUCGGGGAGUUCGUUAAACAUCAGAUCGAGUCAGACGGUUCACCAGUGUAUGGAGAAGGAUUCAGAGCCGGCCAAUGGGCAGUGGGUAAAUACGGUCUUCAGGAGACCCUUAACCAUAUAUGGAGGACAGGGAGCUUUCCUCAUUGAAGUCUGGCUCCCCAGAUUUCUAUUUGUGCUUUUUUUUAUUUUCACUGAGCUUAAAGGUUGGCCUUUCCAUAUGAGAUACAAAUGUCAAAGCGUGUAGAAUCAACUCUGUAGAAUAUUUUUUUGAAAAAAUCUCAUUUUUUGUAAAGAAUAAACUAAUUGAUUAGUCAUUAUCAAUAUUAUCUUCCAGCCUCCA
This is a messenger RNA of Carya illinoinensis, 2523 nucleotides long. Its product is annotated as protein DA1-like. Lineage: Eukaryota; Viridiplantae; Streptophyta; Magnoliopsida; Fagales; Juglandaceae. Gene Ontology annotation, molecular function: ubiquitin binding. The transcript is spliced from 12 exons. The coding region runs from base 909 to 2330 and encodes 473 amino acids. The record is from RefSeq and is a predicted model, not a curated record.